AUGACACAGGAGAUAGUUUGGAGUUUUGAUCUGGAGGUGUGUAUGGUGGUUAGUCUGUAUUUGCCUGUGCCUCAAAGAGAUGGGGACGGGGCCAGAGGACUGAGGAUGGGGCCAGGAAAUGGGACGGGAUCAGGGGACGGGACGGGACCAGGGGACGGGGGAUGGGGCCAGCGGAUGGGGGAUGGGGCCAGGGGAAGGGAUGGGGUAUGGGGCCAGGGGACGGGGGGAUGGGGCCAGGGGACGGGACGGGGGAUGGGGCCAGGGGACGGGACGGGGCAAGGGAACGGGACGGGGGAUGGAACCAGGGGACGGGACGGGGGACGUGGCCAGGGGACGGUACGGGGUAUGGGGCCAGGGGACGGGGUAUGGGGCCAGGGGACGGGACGGGGGAUGAGGCCAGGGGACGGGGGAUGGGGCCAGGGGACGGGGGAUGGGGCCAGGGGACGGGACGGGGGAUGGAGACAGGGGACGGAGGAUGGGGCCAGGGGACGGGGGAUGGGGCCAGGGGACGGGGUAUGGGGCCAGGGAACGGGGCCAGGGGACGGGACGGGGGAUGGGGCCAGGGGACGGGGGAUGGAGACAGGGGAUGGGACGGGGGAUGGGGCCAGGGGACGGGACGCGGGAUGGAGACAGGGGACGGGACGGGGGAUGGGGCCAGGGGACGGGACGGGGGACGUGGCCAGGGGACGGGACGGGGGACGGGGCCAGGGACUGGGACGGGGGAUGGGGCCAGGGGACGGGACGGGGGAUGGGGCCAGGGGACGGGACGGGGGAUGGGGCCAGGGGACGGGAUGGGGGAUGGGGCCAGGGGACGGGACGGGACGGGACGGGGGAUGGGGCCAGGGGAUGGGACAGGGGGAGUGA
Oncorhynchus kisutch (coho salmon) is the source of this 864-nucleotide messenger RNA. RefSeq names its product putative per-hexamer repeat protein 5. The transcript has a single exon. The record is from RefSeq and is a predicted model, not a curated record. The coding region runs from base 1 to 864 and encodes 287 amino acids. NCBI's taxonomy places the organism in Eukaryota, Metazoa, Chordata, Actinopteri, Salmoniformes, Salmonidae.